UGACUUGACAACAAUCAACAAAAUAAUUCAUUGAAUUGGUGGUGGUGGUGGUUAUAUAUAUAUCAGGUGAUUUAAAAUGCAUGAAAAAAGCAGAAGAAUUGGUGGUAUUAAGGCACCCACAUAUAAGUUGUAUAUAUGUAUAUAUAUGCUCAUAUUAUAAUAACAGUAAUAAAUAAGGGUUUUAUGAAAUCAUUUGGUAUUCCGUCGCUAGAUUAGAAGCAGAUUACAACCACGUUAUCAUAACAAUCAUCAAAAAUGGUCAAAAUUGUUGUUACAAAUCAAUUUUCAAUUUGCGAGGGCCUCUUGUUUAAUUUGCAUUUCCCUCGCGCUCUCUCUCCCUCUCUCAAUGUGUAUGCGUAAAAACCACUUUGAUCGAAAUCAAUUCUAAAUAAUAUUCAGACAUUCGUGUUCACAUUUUCAAAGAUAUAUAUAUAUAUAUAUGCAAAGCACAUUUUGAAAUAUUUAACUGUAAACUGUUACAUCAUAACACUGGAUACUUUUUAGUAUUUCGUAUAUGCUUUAUCAUCAGAAUAUGCUUCCAAUGCUUGAAGAGAUUGGUUUAAAUUGUCCAUUACAAAAUGAAACUUGUUUGUUCAAACUAUACGAUGAAAGUCCCUGGUCAGUUGAUGGAAAAACAGAUAAUGUACAGAUGAAUGGAAGCAAUACUGUCACAAUAUCAAAAACCAGUGGCAAAACUGACCAGGAAAGUUUGACAUCACUUGUCAACAAAAUUACCAAUGACAAUCAAGAACUUCCAGUGGUCGACAGCCUAGAUGAACAACAAUCAUGGCAUUCCACUUCACCAUGUUCUUCAGAAUCUGCAGAUUCAUUUUCUUCAAAUAGUAGAAAUGAUGUUUUAAGAAGUUAUUUAGAGGGUCCAAUGUCACCAGAACAAUCAAUGUUUAAUUCAAGAUAUCCAACAAAUAUAGAAUCUUUGCCGUCUGAUCUCUUAUCAGAAUUUAUGACAAUGGAUACAAUUACACCAAUGAAUAUUUUAAGUAUACCGAAUCAUUUUGAAAACACUCUGGAUCCUUCACUAUUUUAUGCUGAUUACAUCAGUACUCAUGAUAAUUCUUAUUCUAAUUUAUCUGAUGAUUGCAUAAAUGAGAUGAAUACUGAUCAACUGGAAAGCUCUAGAGAAAUUUCUAAUUCCAAUGAAUACUGUACAGAAGAAGAUUUAUUAAAGUUAUAUAAUAAUAGUACAAAUGAAAGGGAUUCGAACAGUGGAACUAGUCAAAGAAGUAGAACAUUAUCUAUGAAAUCAGUCAAUGAUAAGCCUCAGGUUACUGAAUCACCACCAACAAUCUCAUCAUCAUCGUUUACAGAUAAUUUUGGAUAUUUUCAUUCACCAAAUGAAUUAGCCAGUGAAGAUAUCGCUUGGAUGGAUACAUUAGAUGUCUCCGGCUUGGGAUUAGAUGAUGUUGAACAGAUUUUUUCAACUGUCAAUCCACCUGAAGAAAUCAAUAAAUCUGAUCCCUAUUGUACAGUGAAAUCCCAUUUAAGUAAUGAGUUAACAUCCUGCUCAACCGGCAAAUUAUCCAAUCAACCUGUAAACAUUUCAAAAACUUGUAAAUCAUCCAUUGAAAGCGAUCUGUUACAUGAAGUGGAACAGAUAGACGAUAAUGUGUCAGAUACAGAAAGAGUUUCUUGCAAUAUUAAUAACAAUAAUAAUAAUAGUAAUCUUUAUCAUGAAGACAGACAUAAUGAUGACCACAAUUCAGAUAGUACGCUAACUUGUUCUGAAGCUGAAUACCACACUAAUUUAUUACGACAAAAACGUUUAAAAAAGCAUCGUUUAAAGAUGAAGAGAAAAUCUAGGCCCAACAGCGCAUAUACUUCUAGUGAGGACAGCAACUCAGAUUCAUCGUUUAGUGAUGAGGAUGAUGAUAGUGAAGAAUCCUUAUCACCAGAGGUGAAUGACACCUCAGAAGUGUAUUAUUGCAAAGCUAUUACCUCUAGAAGAUUUAAUCAUUCUGUCACUGGUAGUACAAGUUAUCGAAAUAAACCUCAACCGUAUUGUAGUACACAAUCAUCUACAGAUAUGAAUGAAUUUGAACCAUGGUGGCCUAAUCCAGUUACCCGACGUAUGCAUAAAGAUUUUCAAUCAGCUAUCUGGAUAACUAACUCCACACAACAUGAUGAUGACGAUGGUGAUGAUAGAAAGAGGUCAACAAAGACAAAAUUAUCUCCUGCAACACAUGAAAAAGUGUAUAAUUCUGAUUCAGAAAGAUCUAACUCAUCGAUAGAUCAACUCAAAGGUAAACAUCAUCGAGAUCCUCGUCAGCAUCAAGAGCAUCACUCUCAUUAUAAGUGUUUAAAAAGCUCAAAAUAUAAAAAGCAUAAAAAAUUUCCUACAACUUCAUCAGUUGACUGUCAUUGGUUGACAAAACGUAAAAGUAAACAAAUGGAACUGUGGCAGUUUAUAUUGUGUCGUUUAGAGACAGGUAAUGAGACGACAGCAUUUCAAUGGGUCAACAGAUCCACAGGAAUAUUUCGUAUUGUCAAUACACAAUUAAGCGCAAAAGAAUGGGGUCAUUAUCGAAAUAAUAAACAUAUGGAUUAUGAAAAAAUGGCUAGAGCUAUGCGAUUUUAUUACAAAGAUUCAAUAUUACGCAAAUCACGCCAACAACUUCAUUUUCAAUUUGCUAUGCCAUAUGUUCAAUGGGCAGAGAAAUUUUAUCGUGAUAAGAAAUGAGGCAAUGCCUCAUGUAUACUCGUCUAUCUAUCUAUCUAUGAAUUUCUCUUUCUUCGCCUUUUGUACAUCAGUAGCGGAAAUUGUCAAUAUAGAUAAUAACAAUUGUGUAUAUUGAGAUGUUGAACGCCUAGUGGAUUGUUGUGACUGUAUUGGCUGUGUUACUUACUGUUUUUCGUCUAACAAAUCACACACACACACAAAAAAUAAUCUCCAUUUUGUACAUUAUUAUUAUGAUAAACUUCUCUUGCAUUCUACUUGAAUUUCAAUCAAUUUUAAUACUUGUAUGUAUACCUGUGAAUUCUGCUUGCAUUCUUUGUUUUCAGAAUAGGAGUAUAUAAUUUCAAAAGUUAGAAUUUCUCUUCUACUUUUGUUUGUUUGUUAAUAAUGAUGGUUUAAAGUUGAAUAUGGCAGCCUUAGAAGUGAUCAAAAGGCAACGAACUUCUGUUCGCAUACUUAGUCAUAGGACAAAACUGCACAUUGAGAAAACUAUUUUUAGGAAUACAGUUGUGGGCUAAGUUAAACUUUAAGCACCACUAACUACUACCAAUGGAGUGGGACCGCACCAAUGACCUUGAAACGCUCGCUCACUGAGCAAGUUAGUGAAGCCUGGCAAGUACUGUAAUCAACAUUAAUAAAAUAUGCUCAUCGAAG
Trichobilharzia regenti is the source of this 3346-nucleotide messenger RNA. NCBI's taxonomy places the organism in Eukaryota, Metazoa, Platyhelminthes, Trematoda, Strigeidida, Schistosomatidae. The record is from the annotation of a GenBank genome assembly.